GCACAGCUUGAAUUCAAGUUUGAAGUGAAAUUCUACCCUCCAGAUCCUGCACAGCUUCAGGAAGAUAUUACCCGACUCCCUUGCUCCUUUGUGACCCAUGCACUGCUUGGGUCAUACUUGGCACAGUCAGAGUUGGGAGACUAUGAUCCUGAGGAACAUGGUAUUAAUUACCUGGAGGAACUCCGAUUUGCCCCCAAUCAGAGUCCUGAGUUAGAAGAGAAAGUUAUGGAGCUCCAUCGUACUCACAGAGGCCAAACACCUGCUGAAGCUGAGUUGCACUACUUAGAGAAUGCCAAGAAACUGGCAAUGUAUGGA
Molecule: messenger RNA, 315 nt
Organism: Darwinula stevensoni
Lineage: Eukaryota; Metazoa; Arthropoda; Ostracoda; Podocopida; Darwinulidae
Source: the annotation of a GenBank genome assembly